Geodia barretti is the source of this 1616-nucleotide messenger RNA. Lineage: Eukaryota; Metazoa; Porifera; Demospongiae; Tetractinellida; Geodiidae. The record is from the annotation of a GenBank genome assembly.
AUGGCGGAGCUGAGGAGAUCAGCGCGACUGAGGGCGAAGGAAGUGAGCCGUGGGGCUCGAGUAUCCAGCGUCUACUUCCCCGAGAAGCGAGCUCCGCGAAGAAAGGCCAAUACAGCUAGCAGAGGAUCGAGACUGCGUUUGUCUAGAAAUUCAGGAGAAAAUGCAGAUACAUUGGGAGAGCAGAAGGUGGAGGAGAGUAGUAGACGCCGGAGCAAGAGGACGAGCCCUUAUUUCCACUCUACCUCCAAGAGAAAGAGGAGAGAAGAGAAACCCAAGAAGACGCCAGUAGCGGGACCCGGUGAUGUAAAGAAGGCUCCUCGUCACUUGGACUACCCAGAUUUCGUCCCUCCCUCCUCCCCCUAUGACCUCGUCCAGGAGCAGUUGUACGGGGAGCCAUGGAAACUCCUCAUUGCCACCAUCUUCCUCAACAGAACCACUGGGACAGCAGCCAAGCCGGUGUUGUGGGAGUUCCUGAGACUAUACCCGAGUCCAGAGCUGGCAGUGAAGGCCGACACAAGAGAUCUGGCCUCUCUCCUCAACCCUCUGGGACUCCACGAGAAGAGGGCUCAGAUCAUAAUCAAGUUUACUGAGCAGUAUAUGGCUGGUGACUGGCAGUAUCCAAUUGAACUCUAUGGCAUUGGCAAGUAUGGAAAUGACUCCUAUCGGAUUUUCUGCACUCCAGAAUGGAAAGAGGUUCGUCCAACGGAUCACAUGCUGAACAAAUACUAUGCCUGGUUGUGUGAGCAAAACAACUAUCACCCAACACGCACACACAUACAGUUUUGAAAUAAUCUCAUCGGGUUUAAAAAAAAAGGUAUUACUUACAACAUGGCGACGGUACAUGGGGAUUGCAAUGAAGUGGGAGAGGGUAUUGCGAAAUGUGGGUUGCUAGGUAAUCUGAGAGCCACGGAGAAUGCACUGAUCACACACAAGAUGUCAAACAUUGACUGCAGUCUCUAUUAUGCUUGCACCGUGCUCUAGUCAUGGAGUUGAGUUGUAAAGAUGUGGAAAUGAGGAGGGAGGGGGGGUAAAAGAAAACCUAAACAGCCAGAAGACGAGGUCUACCGCCUCUUUCUGGCUCCCUUCCCCUUCUUCCCCUUGCCGCUGGUUGAGAGCUGCCCGUUCCUCCCGCCACUGGGGGAGUGGUCUUCCUUACUGGCCUCCCCUCCGCUCUCCCCCACUCCUCCGUCGCUCUCCUCGUCUCCCUCCUCCUCGGGACGAGGCGGGAGGACGACUAUGGCCGCGAUACAGAUGAGUUGGAAGACGGCACCGACCAGGAGACCGUAGUGGAGCACGUGAUCCAGCCACGUCUGUUGGAACAGCUCCUCCAGACCUUCUACAGACAUCGUAUCAACUCAGGACAACCGACCAGUAACGGGUAGUAGAUCCACAGCGGAGAACGAGGAUGAACGCACCAACCAACCCGAACGCGCGCUGUAGGUGAGCGCUUAAAUAUUGGGCGCUUAAAAAUUUUGAUAAAAGAGUCACUCCUAAAAAAGAGACCACCACUAAGGUGUUCUGAAGUUCCUCUCUAAAACCUUGAGUAUCUUGUUGAUGUCUUUUCUGUGAAGAUGUCAAGAAAGCACAUUAGCUACUAGCAGUACUAUACAUGUACC